GUGGAAGAAAGUCAAAUCGUUUCGAUAAACACGUGGCUUGGUGUUUAUCAGUGAUGUAGUAAGAAUAACAUAUUCUGAGUUUGACCUCACUGACCCAUGUAAUAUCAUGGCAGUAAUACAACUUUAUUUCCAAAUAGACGUAGUUAUGCUGUAUUGCAGUAUGUAUUGUUCUCUUGCCACUUUAUUAUUGUAGACUCAAUGAAGUGAACACACGUUACAUCGAUAGGAAGUCUUUUUGUAUUUUUUACGCGAUUAUAUGGUGUCACAUUAAAGGCUUUUCAAUUACGCAAGUGCGAACUGAAUGUGAAUUUAUUAAUAGUAUACUUCAUCAUGUCUUCAGCACGUUGUAUGAAUAAUUUAAAAGGCAAAAUAAUAGCAAUCAGAAGAGAAGAUCAAUCAGUAUGGGAAAGAAGAGCCCCUUUGGCACCUGCGAAUGUUCGCCAAUUAAUUAGGGCAGGAGUGAAAGUAAUUGUACAACCUAGUAAUAGAAGAGCUUAUCCUGCACAUGCUUACCAAGCUGCAGGCGCUAUACUACAAGAGGAUAUUAGUCCUGCUUCCGUCAUUUUUGGAGUUAAACAAGUUCCUGUGGAUCAACUUAUAUCGAAUAGAACUUACUGUUUCUUUUCUCAUACUAUUAAGGCGCAAGAAAGUAAUAUGCCUCUUCUGGAUGCUAUUUUGGAAAAGAAUAUACGUUUGUUAGAUUAUGAAAAGUUAACAGAUGAUAAUGGACAAAGAGUGGUUGCCUUCGGGAAAUAUGCUGGUGUAGCUGGUAUGGUGAAUAUAUUACAUGGACUUGGAUUAAGAUUACUUGCGUUAGGACAUCAUACACCAUUCAUGCAUAUUGGUCCAGCACACAAUUAUAGAGAUUCCGCUAUGGCAAGGCAAGCUAUACGAGAUGCAGGAUACGAAAUAGCAUUAGGUGCUAUGCCUAAAUCGAUUGGACCAUUGACUUUUAUUUUCACUGGCAGUGGCAAUGUAAGUCAAGGCGGUCAAGAAGUUUUUCAAGAGCUUCCUCACGAAUACGUUCCACCCGAAAUGUUGAAAAAGGUUGCCGAACAUGGCGAUACAACGAAGAUAUACGGAUGCGAGGUAAGACGAAGACAUCAUCUAGAAAGAAAAGAUGGAGGUGGUUUUGAUUCUGAUGAGUGUGACAAGCAUCCUGAGAGAUAUAUUUCCACUUUCAGCAAAAAGAUUGCACCAUACGCAUCGGUGAUAAUUAAUGGAAUAUAUUGGGCUGUUGACUCGCCUAAAUUGUUAACAAUACCAGAUGCAAAAUACUUGCUAAGACCAGCUUAUACUCCCUGGUUACCAUCAAGUGUUGGUGCUCCUUCUUUACCCCACCGAAUGUUAGCUAUCUGUGAUAUAUCUGCAGACCCUGGUGGCAGUAUCGAGUUCAUGAACGAAUGUACAACGAUUGACACUCCAUUUUGUUUAUACGAUGCUGAUCGUAACAAAGAUACAAAGUCUUUUAAAGGACCCGGAGUGUUAGUCUGUUCGAUUGACAAUAUGCCAACUCAACUGCCAAAAGAAUCUACGGAUUUCUUUGGAAAUCUUUUAUAUCCUUACGCGUUGGAUAUUAUUCAGUCGGAUGCGAAAGCACCAUUAGAAGAACAUAACUUUAGUCCAGCAGUACAUGAUGCAAUAAUAGCAUCCAACGGACGGUUAACACCUAAUUUUGAAUAUAUCCAAGAAUUAAGGUUACUAAAUCACCGUUGUAGACAUAAGGCAGACAAUAGAGAAGCACAAAGCAAAAAGGUGGUCGUUCUUGGCGCUGGACACGUCUCGGCCCCGUUGGUUGAAUAUUUACAUAGAGAUAAUAACAUACAUUUAACUGUUGCAUCUCAAUUGAAAGAGGAGGCAGACGUAUUAGCAAAUAAUUUCCCCGGGGUAGAACCGGUUCUGCUAGAUGUAAUUGAACGUCCUGAUACUUUAAACGACAUUGUAAAAUCGGCAGAUGUAGUGGUUUCAUUGUUACCGUAUUCUCUACAUCAUGUUAUUGCGAAUGUAUGCAUACAUGCUAAAACUCACCUAGUGACUGCGAGUUACACGAAUGAAGAUGUUAAAGCUUUACACACAGAGGCUGUUGCAUCAGAAGUGACUAUACUUAACGAAGUAGGGCUUGAUCCUGGUAUUGAUCAUUUAUUGGCUCUAGAAUGUUUUGACAAUGUUAAACAAGCUGGUGGAAAAAUCGAAUCUUUUGUAUCUUGGUGUGGCGGUUUACCCGCUCCAGAAUGUUCCUCUAAUCCUUUACGAUAUAAAUUUAGUUGGUCGCCACGUGGAGUGUUGCUGAAUACAUUAUCAUCGGCUAGAUUCUAUUCUAAUAAGCAAAUUGUAGAAAUAGAAUCAGGAGGAGACCUUAUGUCCGCCGUUCAAGAUUUGGACUUUUUGCCCGGUUUUGCGUUGGAAGGUUUUCCCAAUCGUGAUAGUACAAUUUACAAGGAUUUAUAUGGACUCAAUAAUGUACAAACAAUGCAGCGAGGUACAUUAAGAUAUAAAGGUUUCUGUAACACAAUACGAGCCUUACAGUUUCUUGGACUAACUGAUCUUAACCCACACCCAAGUUUGCAUCCAAAUGGUCCAGAUAUUACAUGGAGAGUAUUAAUUUGCAAUUUGCUUGGUUUGGCGAAUGAUAAUAUCUUCUAUGGAAAUUUGAAAAGGAAGUUGGCAGAAAUGCUAAACUCGGAAGAGAGCGUAAAAGCAAUUGAAGACUUGGGACUUCUUGAAGAAGAUUUAGUCUUGAAGUUGAAUACGCCUCUUGAUACUUUGACACAUUAUUUGUCGAAAAAGCUGUGCUAUGAUCAAAAUGAACGAGAUCUAGUAAUUCUGAGACACGACGUUGGAAUACUCUGGCCAGACAACAGAAGAGAAAACAGAGGAAUUAAUUUGGUGUUGUAUGGCGAAUCACAAGGAUACUCUGCUAUGGCGCGCAGUGUUGGGUAUCCGACGGCAAUAGCAGUUAAAAUGAUCCUUGACGGUGAAAUUCAACAACGAGGAGUAGUCUUUCCGUUUACCCCAGAUAUUUAUCGACCAAUACUUAAUCGAUUGAAAGCUGAAGGAAUAGUAUUUUUUGAGACAUCCAAGUGGAUGUAACAUCUUUAUAAUAUUAAUAACAAGUAAUUAUGAAUAUAAUGUAUAAAUAAAUAUAAUUAUUAACUUA
Molecule: messenger RNA, 3157 nt
Organism: Bombus impatiens (common eastern bumble bee)
Lineage: Eukaryota; Metazoa; Arthropoda; Insecta; Hymenoptera; Apidae
Gene: LKRSDH
Product: alpha-aminoadipic semialdehyde synthase, mitochondrial
Exons: 10
Coding region: 331-3090 (919 amino acids)
Cellular component (GO): cytoplasm
Molecular function (GO): saccharopine dehydrogenase activity
Source: RefSeq, a predicted model, not a curated record